AUGGCUCCAAUGGCGGAGGACCCGAGUCUUGUCAUGAUCACAUCCCACUCCCAUACCCACCACUCUAUCCCCUCGAAACCAACGACCCACGUUCUGGCGUCUGUCUUACAUGGACCCCGCGAGGUACAACUGGAAAAACGAAGUAUCGAGGAACCUGCACUAGGCGAGCUUCAAAUUCAGAUCAAGUCCACGGGAAUCUGCGGCUCAGAUGUCAGUUACUACAAAAAGUUCGCAAAUGGCGACCUAUGUGCGUGCGCACCUUUGUCACUUGGCCAUGAAUCUUCCGGUGUAGUUGUGGGAAUUGGCCCUCAGGUCAAUGGCUUCACAAUUGGCGACAGAGUUGCCCUCGAAGUCGGCAUUCCCUGCGGUCAAUGUACGAUAUGUAGGAAAGGAAGAUACAACCUCUGCAAGAAGAUGAGAUUCAGAAGUAGUGCGAAGAGCGUUCCUCAUUUCCAAGGAACCCUUCAAGAGAGAAUCAAUCAUCCAGCCAUCUGGUGUCACAAAAUUCCAGACCAUAUAUCUUUCGACGCAGCUGCUCUCCUCGAGCCUCUAUCUGUCGCUAUCCACUCUCUAAAUCGUGCUUCUCCAGCACCAGGAUCCACGGCCCUCGUCAUCGGUGCUGGCACCGUCGGUCUGCUCGUUGCAGCGAUGGCCCGCCAGUCCGGCUGCACCUUCGUGACCAUCAUAGACGUCGAUGAAGGCCGGGUGAACUACGCCAUAAAAAAGGGAUUCGCAACACACGGCUACGUCGUUCCCAAACCAUUCCACUCAAGUGCCUCAUCCUCCUCAAUCUUCACCUCUGGAACUUCAACUCCAGCCAGCUCAGACGGAGCCAUGACUCCGCUCAGCAGCUACAGCAGCAUCAGCGACCGUCUCGACGGCGCAAAGGCAGUAGCUGCUGAUGUCCUCUCCGUAGCGAGACCAGAUAUGUCCCCUCUAGAAGAUGACGAAGAUGAUGGAGUCGAUGUCACUUUCGAAUGUACCGGCAAGGAAGCCUGCAUGCAGACUUCUCUUUACGCCACCAAACCCGGCGGGAAAGUCAUUAUGGUCGGCAUGGGAACGCCAAUCCAGACAGUGCCACUCUCCGCUGCUCAUCUUCGUGAGGUAGACAUCCUUGGUAUUUUCAGAUACGCGAAUACGUACCAGACGGGUAUCCGGCUCUUGGCUGGAAAGGGAGCCAUGAAAUUGCCGAGUUUGGACGAUAUGGUGACCCAUAAGUUCAAGGGACUGGCCGAGGCGAAGAAGGCUUUUGAAUUGGCGGGACGGACGGUUGAUGAUGAAGGGAACUUGGUAAUCAAGGUCGUCAUUGAAGCGUAA
Cadophora gregata is the source of this 1317-nucleotide messenger RNA. RefSeq lists its product as uncharacterized. Gene Ontology annotation, biological process: D-sorbitol catabolic process. NCBI's taxonomy places the organism in Eukaryota, Fungi, Ascomycota, Leotiomycetes, Helotiales, Ploettnerulaceae. Bases 1 to 1317 code for a protein of 438 amino acids. The record is from RefSeq and is a predicted model, not a curated record. The transcript is spliced from 3 exons. Gene Ontology annotation, molecular function: L-iditol 2-dehydrogenase (NAD+) activity; zinc ion binding.